Molecule: messenger RNA, 576 nt
Organism: Thlaspi arvense
Lineage: Eukaryota; Viridiplantae; Streptophyta; Magnoliopsida; Brassicales; Brassicaceae
Source: the annotation of a GenBank genome assembly
AUGAGUGAGGAAGCGAAAGAGAACCAGAAGCUGCAGCGACCUGCUCCUCGUCUUAACGAGAGGAUUCUCUCAUCCUUGUCAAGACGAUCCGUAGCUGCACAUCCAUGGCAUGAUCUUGAGAUUGGACCUGGAGCUCCACAGAUUUUCAAUGUGGUUGUUGAGAUCACUAAAGGAAGCAAGGUCAAAUAUGAACUUGACAAAAAGACAGGACUCAUCAAGGUUGAUCGUAUUCUGUACUCAUCAGUUGUUUACCCUCACAACUACGGUUUCGUUCCUCGCACUCUGUGUGAAGACAAUGACCCAAUUGAUGUAUUAGUCAUCAUGCAGGAACCUGUGCUUCCGGGUUGUUUUCUGCGUGCCCGUGCUAUUGGAUUAAUGCCUAUGAUUGACCAGACAAGAAGAACGAGAACAAGGAAGUUGCAGUUAAUGAUUUUCUGCCAUCUGAGAGUGCUGUUGAAGCUAUCCAGUACUCGAUGGACCUAUAUGCUGAAUACAUUCUCCAUACCCUCAGACGUUGAAAGCUCUUCCGCGGAACAUUUCUGCAACAUCUUGUUUCUGUUUCUUUCGAUGAUAUAA